Molecule: messenger RNA, 1081 nt
Organism: Brassica oleracea var. oleracea
Lineage: Eukaryota; Viridiplantae; Streptophyta; Magnoliopsida; Brassicales; Brassicaceae
Product: transcription factor bHLH25
Exons: 5
Coding region: 65-1081 (338 amino acids)
Molecular function (GO): protein dimerization activity
Source: RefSeq, a predicted model, not a curated record
CUCCAAUACCUCUCUGUCUCUCUCUCCACUUACAAGAAGAAGAUUCUGAUUCACUGAUAAGAAGAUGAAUAUGUUCUCCACAAGAUGGUUUUCUGAGCAGGAAUUAGAAGAAAAUAGCAUCAUUCAAGAAUACCAGAUAAACUCAAGAGUAGGAGAGAUCCAUGAAGCUCAACACGAUCUUCCACACUCUUUCUCAACUCUUAUGGCCCCCACAGAUGAUCCUUCUUACGAUGAUUUGAUUGAAAUGAAACCAUCAAAGAUCCUCAAAACAACUUACAUAGCACCAAAAUUGCCACCACCACCCUCUUUUCCUCUUCCUCCUAACUCAAAAACUUAUCUUCAUCAUCAGCCUUCCUCAAGAAUUCUCUCCUUCGAGAAUGCCUCUCCAAAUGGUAUGGAUCAUGGGUACGCUCCCACCUAUCUAAAUUCAAUCAUGAACCCCAAAGCUGAGGAUGGAGAGCCGCCAAACCGGAUGAAUGAGCCGAUUAAUCGAAAAGGGACCAAGAGGGCUCAACCUUUGUAUAGAAACCAAACUAAUGCGCAAGAUCACAUAAUGGCCGAAAGAAAACGUAGAGAGAAACUUACUCAACGAUUUGUAGCUCUUUCUGCUCUAGUUCCUGGCCUGAAAAAGAUGGACAAGGCUUCUGUGUUGGGAGAUGCACUAAAGCAUAUAAAGUAUCUCCAAGAAAGAGUGGGAGAGUUAGAGGAGCAAAAGAGAGAAAAAAGAUUAGAAUCAGUGGUUCUUGUGAACAAGUCUAAGCUGAUUUUGGACGAUAAUAAUCAAUCAUCUUCGUCUUCGUGUUGUGAAGAUGGCUCCUCGGGCUUAGAACUUCCCGAGAUUGAAGUAAGAUUCUCGGAUAAUGAUGUUCUAAUCAAAAUCCUUUGCGAGAAGCAAAAGGGCCAUGUUGCCAAGAUUAUGGCAGAGAUUGAGAAAUUUAAUUUCUCAAUAACCAACUCAAGUGUUUUGCCCUUUGGACCAACACUUGAUAUCACCAUUAUAGCUAAGAAGGAGAAUGAUUUCGACAUGACACUCAUGGAUGUUGUAAAGAGCUUAAGGUCCGCUUUAUCGAAGUUCUUGUGA